This is a messenger RNA of Fusarium redolens, 1452 nucleotides long. RefSeq names its product cytochrome P450. The record is from RefSeq and is a predicted model, not a curated record. The transcript is spliced from 6 exons. The coding region runs from base 1 to 1452 and encodes 483 amino acids. Gene Ontology annotation, molecular function: monooxygenase activity; heme binding; iron ion binding. NCBI's taxonomy places the organism in Eukaryota, Fungi, Ascomycota, Sordariomycetes, Hypocreales, Nectriaceae.
AUGACGGACCUUCUCGACCAACUCGUGGUGAAGAUACAUCGCGCUCGGUCAUGGCUGUCAGAUCCUUUGGUGUUCACGCAAGCAGCUGUGAUCGGGUUCACCGUCUUCGUUUUUCUCCUAUGUCUCUACAAUUACUUCCUGCAUCCGAUUGCACACAUCAAAGGUCCUUUCCUCGCCGCCGUGUCGCCGGUGAGUCUAUCCAGCUAUUCGGCCUUGAGAGACAUCCACAACCCCGGCCCGGAUGGCCACCAUUAUACUAAGAGGGGCACCUCUGAAGAUUUGGUUCUACGAUUUGUUUUUGGUGCCAAGAACAUGCUCCUUGUCGAUGAGGGCGAGGCUCAUAAGAGGCUCAGAGUAGCACUUCAGCCAGCAUUCACGGCAAAGGCGAUGAGGGACCAGCAGGACAUCACCAAUCAUCAUGUGGAAAAGACUGUGGAGAGACUGUUGGAAGCUGCGAUGAACCCCUCACAGGCUAUCAGCCUUACGAAGGAGCUGAACAAGUUGGUAUGGGGCAAUGUGGGAAAUCUCGCUUUUGGAGAACCUGCGACACUGGAGCAACUCGAACAUCACGAGAAGGCCAAGGAUUUCCACGCAAAGAUCGCCCCGAUUUUUGAGUUUUUCCAAUACCUCAACGGGAACCCGAUUCUAGGGCGUAUGGCGAGGCUUUCGGUCGGAGUAUCCAGAAGGGUCUUCGGCCUGUCUGGCAACAUCCUGGGAAAGGACCAGCUCCGACGACGUAUGGCGUGUCAAGAAGGCCAAAAGAAUUUCCUCACUGCCGUCCUGGGGGCCAAGGAAUCGGCAGGUCUCAGCUUUGACGAGAUCCAUAGCAAUAUGCUGCUACUCUUAAUGGGUGGCUACGACAGCAGCGCCACGACUCUGUCUGCCAUAUUUUACCACCUUCUUCAGGAUCCGCAGCAAUACAAGAGACUCCAGUCUGAGCUGCACCGCGCUUACUCCUCAGUAAGUGAUAUCACCUGCAGUGGUCUCUUGUCACAGCGGAUGCUCAGCGCCUGUAUCAACGAGACCCUGCGUCUCGUGCCACCGUUGAAUGGCCACGGCAGCCACCGUAUCACCACGUCCGGGACCAUGAUCGACGGUGUCUGGGUCCCGGCCGGUACGUUGAUCAGUGCUGACUUCUAUUCUCUCCACCGCGAUCCCAGCUGCUGGGCCUUCCCGGACGAGUAUCGGCCUGAGCGCUGGCUCGAGGAGCAUCAUGGGCCGGGCACGCCGUUUGAGAAGGAUGUCAGGACUGCGUGGCGUCCUUUCUCACUUGGACCUCGUGUCUGCAUUGGUCGUGAGAUGGCGCUCCAGUCUAUUCGGCUGGCUGUUGCCAAGAUUCUGUACACAUGUGACAUGACACUGGUCAACCGUGACUUUGUGUGGGAUAGAGACGCAGGCAGUCAUUAUAUGUGGCAUGGCUUCGACAUUGUUGUCAAGGUUGCCAAGGCUUGA